UUUGUAUAAAGUCAUGUUUGUUGUUAUGGUGUGCUGUUAAAGGUCCCACAAUCUUUCAUAAGUUUAAAAAUUUAUUAUAUUAAUUUCCUUUUACUUGAGGCAUUUCACAUGGGUAUGAACGAAGAUAAUCAUCAGUAAUUUGUGGUUGCAUUUAUUCUCAAAACCAAGUUGAAUUCGAAUCUCAAAACAAUUUAAAAGCUACAAGGAAAAUCCAUUUAACUGAUUGUACUCUGACAUGAAAUGAAAUAUUAUGAUUUGAAGGCGUCAUCUAAUUAAAACUCACUAGACUGGCAUAUUAUAGCCAAGUAAUGUCAACUGUUCAGAGCUGGUCUGGCGAUGCUAUUGAUGUAGCUUUGGCCGCUGAUUUUGAGGGUAGCCUUUCCUGUUUAGGUAUUGAACUUGGCACAGAAAAUUAUGAUAUGAGUGCUCCUUUGCAUUCAUUAAUCCAAAGUGUAUCUUCUGAUUAUGCUGGUUCACAUGAAAAUGGGGAUACUUCACCAACACAUGAAAAUGAAUUUCCUCCUGUUGAGCCACUUAGAGCGUCGUAUUCUGCACAAGCGAAGAAAACGCGUUUAGCUCUGAGUGCUGAUGAGGAUGUCACAAGUGCCAUUAAACGCUUUUGUGUUAGUAGUGAAGAUAAAGAGAAUAGCGAUAGUUCACAGAGUUCAAGAUGCCGUCAUAGUUCUUCCGUUCCUGAUCUCAGAACAACUGGUUCACCUUCACUUACAACUGUUUCUGUACUUAGUCCUAGUAUGUUAAGCCAGAUGUUACAAAUAUCUGAUUCCCCACCUCCAUUUGUCAUCAGAGAUGUACCCCCAAAUUUCAAGAAUACAGGAUUUCAGUACGUUCUUGGCGCAGCAACUUCCAUUGCAACUAAGAUAAAUGAAGAAACUAUGACCUAUCUUAACCAAGGUCAAUCAUAUGAAAUAAAGCUAAAAAAAUUGGGAGAUCUUACAGAAAUGCAGGGUAAAAUGUUAAAAAGCGUCAUUCGUGUCGGAUUCCAUGAGAGGAGGCUUCAAUAUUCUGAGAAAGAACAAAUUUCUCAGUGGCAAAGUCAAAGAUGUGGAGAAAGAAUAUUGGAAAUUGAUAUUCCUUUGUCCUAUGGUGUGUAUGAAGUUUUGAACGAUCCAAACAAUAUCCACAUUUGUGAAUUUUUAUGGGAUCCAACAAAUGAAACUGGAGUUUUUAUUAGGUUAAACUGCAUUAGUACAGAAUUCACUCCUAAGAAACAUGGAGGAGAAAAAGGUGCACCAUUUCGAAUUCAGAUUGAAACCUUCUCUCACUCCGAAAACUACACGCUAAGACUUCAUGUGGCAUCAUGUCAAGUGAAAGUCUUCAAGCCAAAAGGUGCCGAUAGAAAGCACAAAACUGACAGGGAAAAAAUGAGUAAAAGGCCACAAAUUGAGCAGGACAAGUAUAAAACUUCGUAUGAUUGUACAGUACUUUCUGAGUGUCCCCCAGAUUCACUUUAUAUCACUAUGCCAUCAUUGACUCCCACAACUCCUUCCUCACAAACAGCAUCAACAAAAUCAUUUUCACCUAAAAUCUCAAGUCCAGAAAGUAAAAUUAUUCCUUCUCAGUCUUUAAUGUAUGCUUACAGACGCUGUUCAAGAAAUGAAAGACGUAAAAGUGAAUCUCUUGAUUUAUCAGAUCAUUCCAAUCACUCUCGUGAAAAAUCUCCAUCCAUUGAAAGUGUUGAAAUACCUGUUACUGUUUCUGUGAAACAGGAACAGGAUCUAUUACCUGAAUCAAUUGGUGUAUUGAAAAAAGUGAUCAAAGAGGACUUGAAGGUUGAAUCAACUCUUGCAGAUACUGCAACAUGGCUGAAACAGAAUAAUUUUUCUGACUUUGUUGAAACAUUUGCUAGCUAUAAUGGUCUUGACAUGCUAAGGCUAUGCCAAGAUGAUUGCAUCAAAAUUUGUGGUCUUACUGAUGGUGUAAGAUUAUAUAAUUCCCUUCACUGCAGGCCAGUUUUAGCAAAAAAGGUUUUAUUUGCGAGACUACCUAAUGAGGAUGUUUUUAAAGCUGUAUAUUUACAUGAAUUGUGCGCAUCGUACUUAAUAGCCAAGCUGUCUCAUCUUUUCCAUAUCCCUGUAGAAAAUAUACAUGAUUUGAGAAUUCGCACUGGAGCAUCUUCAAGCUACACCGUCACAGAUGAGGUUGUAGCAAACAUUAAAGAAGAUUCCUUAUUCAUCAUAGAACUUUUAUUACAUGAUCAUUCUGUUGAUAAAUAUAUUCUUUUACUGAAGCCAUAUAGAGAGCAAUAACAUAGAAUGACAAGAUCUUUAUUCAUCAUGUGUAUAUUGGAGGCAUCCAUCAUCUUUAUUUUAUGGAAACAUCCACAAAUUCUGUACAUAGCAUUUACGGAAAUGUUCAAUUACUUGAAAAUAUUUCAAGACAUCAUAGAUUUUUAUACUGCCUUUUUUCCUCGAACUUAUUGUUUGCAUUUGUUUUUUAAUACAUCACACUAUACUGUUACACAUAGAAAGACUAUGUGGUUGACCAAUAAAUGAUUUUUA
This is a messenger RNA of Uloborus diversus, 2519 nucleotides long. RefSeq names its product transcription factor CP2-like protein 1. The transcript has 21 exons. Bases 309 to 2267 code for a protein of 652 amino acids. Gene Ontology annotation, biological process: regulation of transcription by RNA polymerase II. The record is from RefSeq and is a predicted model, not a curated record. NCBI's taxonomy places the organism in Eukaryota, Metazoa, Arthropoda, Arachnida, Araneae, Uloboridae. Gene Ontology annotation, molecular function: DNA-binding transcription activator activity, RNA polymerase II-specific; RNA polymerase II cis-regulatory region sequence-specific DNA binding. Gene Ontology annotation, cellular component: nucleus.